UUUGAAGUGAGACAUUUGCCGUGAUGUGUUUAUUACUGACAGUGAAGGAAGGCAGGUGAGGGGGGUGGAGGGUGGAGGUGUGCAGAUCUGAUUUACAGGGAAACAAUCCAAAUAAAUCACCCACCAUUCUUUCCACUCAACGUCUCGUGCUUUUCUCUUUUCUUCUUUUUUUAUUACAUUUUUAAAAAUUUAUUUAGGUGGUAAAACAUUUUUUGAUAAUUAACCCGCAGGGCAACCUGUAUACAGGAGGAAAUGAAAAAAAUAAAUAAAUAAACACAGACACGCGCGCGCGCGCACGCACACGCACGCACACACACACACACACACACACACACACACACACACACACACACACACACGCACACACAGACUCCAACUGCAACAGAGUGGCGUUGUUGCGCCGGGGCUGGAGAAAAUACCGGAGAUGUGUGCUGUCCUUUUUUCCUGUCAGCAGCCAGAGGAGGGAAAAUGCUCCGAAAGCCACACACACUCUGACCGGCGAGAGACGCUCCGCCGCGGGGAUUUUGACGGGGAUACAGGCGCUGCAGUGGCGGCGAGAAUGUAAAGAAUUGACGCCUCUGUUUGCCUCUUUUUUUCCUUCCUUCCUUCCUUUCUUCCUCCGGAGCGCAAGCGGGAAAUUCCUCUGUAGUGCCAAAAAAGCCGAAGCUGUGCGUGCGUGGAGAGAGACAGAAGGACGAGGAGGGGAGAGACGGCGGUGAUCUGAGAGGCAUCCACCCCGGGUUCCCCCCUCACUCCGCUCGGCAUGCCUCUGCUGCUGCUGCUGCAGCCCCGUCCCUGCCUUCGCCUCCACCACCCGUUGUUUCCACGCUCCUGAGCGGCGGCGGGGAGAGAGAGAGAGACAAGCAUUAGACGCACGCGCAAUCGCGCACGGCUGCUGACACCACACAUACACACAGUCACACGUUCUCUCUCUCACUCACACACACAGAUACACACACACAUACACACACGGACAUGGCUUUGUCUUAACACACCGACCAUGACGCAUUGCUGUCAGGGCGCAGCGCACCGCCGCCGCUCCGCGUCCACAAAAAUCUGAGAAGAGGGAAAAAAAGAAAAGAAAAGAGAGAAAGUAAGAAAUCAAAUAAUUGUUGUAGGAAGAUGGCGCCCACCAAGCCGAGCAUCCAGCAGGACCCGACGCGGAGAGAACGUGACCCCUACUGGGAGCGGCCAGCUAAUGCAGGCAGCUGCUCCGCCGCCCGGCCCAAGACCCUUCACCUGGCCGGCCAGCAGCAUACCUCCUCACCAUGGCUGCAGGCUCUGAGGAAGGAGAAGUCACGGGACGCGGCAAGGUCGCGUCGGGGAAAAGAGAACUUUGAGUUUUAUGAACUGGCCAAGAUGCUGCCACUGCCAGGUGCCAUCACCAGCCAGCUGGACAAGGCCUCCAUCAUCCGGCUCACCAUCAGCUAUCUGAAGAUGAGGGAUUUCGCCAACCAGGGAGACCCACCGUGGAACCUGAGAAUUGAGGGACCUCCGCCCAACACCUCGGUCAAAGCUAUCGGUACCCAGCGGAGGAGAAGUCCCAGCGCCAUUGCCUCUGAGAUCUUCGAACCUCACCUAGGAAGCCACAUUUUACAGUCUCUGGAUGGGUUUGUAUUUGCACUAAACAAAGAGGGGCGCUUCCUCUACAUCUCUGAGACGGUUUCCAUCUACCUGGGAUUGUCACAGGUGGAGCUCACUGGUAGCAGUGUGUUUGACUACAUCCACCCUGGCGAUCAUGUGGAGAUGGCAGAGCAGCUUGGGAUGAAACUUCCUCCAGGCCGAGGGAUGUCUCUAUCCCAGGGAGCAGUCAACGAAGACGGGGCUUCUUCGGCUUCUUCAUCGUCACACUCUGAGACGCCCGAACCAGUCGAAUCCAGCAGUCCCAGUCUUCUGGCUCCUGAUAACUCCCUGGAACGUUCCUUCUUCAUCCGGAUGAAAUCUACACUCACAAAGAGAGGCGUGCACAUCAAGUCCUCAGGAUAUAAGGUGAUCCACGUCACAGGGCGCCUGCGGAUCAGGAUGGCUCUGACGCACAGCCGCUCAGUGCCCAAUCAGAUCAUGGGGAUGGUGGCGGUGGCUCACGCUCUCCCGCCGCCAACAAUCAACGAGGUUCGCAUCGACUGCCAAAUGUUCGUGACCCGAGUCAACAUGGACCUAAAGAUUGUCUACUGUGAGAACAGAAUCAGUGACUACAUGGACCUGACUCCAGUGGAUAUUGUGGGGAAGAGGUGCUACCAGUUUAUUCAUGCUGAAGAUGUGGAGGGGAUCAGACAGAGUCACCUUGACUUGAUGAAUAAAGGCCAGUGUGUGACAAAGUAUUACCGGUGGAUCCAGAAGAAUGGUGGUUACAUCUGGAUCCAGUCCAGUGCCACCAUCGCUGUCAAUGUGAAGAACGCCAGCGAGAAGAACAUCAUCUGGGUCAACUACGUUCUCAGUAAUCCAGAGUAUAAAGACACACCCAUGGACAUUGCCCAGCUGCCAAACCUGCCUGAGAAAGCUUCAGAGUCCUCUGAAACUUCAGACUCUGAGUCCGAGUCCAAAGAAAACUCAGACAACGAGAACACCAAGGCAGAGGAGAAGCCCGGCCACCAAACAGAACACAGUGAGGACCCAGAGACAGACAGCAAACGUCAGCAGCAACCCGGCCAGUCACACUGUUCAUCUGAACAGGAAAUGAAGCGCCAAGAAGAAGGAGAUAGCUCAAGUAACCCUGAGAGCCAGGACAGUGAUGACAGUCUGGAACCUUCAGAUGGAGAGGGUGAGGAGCAAGAAGAGGCUGGCAGAGGAGGUGGAGGGGGAGGGGGAGGUGGAGGUGGAGGCAGGUUGGGAAGGUUAGCAGGGCUUGGAGGAUUAGGGAGUCUGGGUGCCAUCGGUGGACUGGGUAACCUAGGUGGGCUUCAUAUUAAAGUAGAGCACUACGGAGAAGGGGAAGACGUACAGCUGCGUAGCUCCCAAACGUCUUCAUCAGAAGAGGAAGAAGAAGAAGAGGAGGAUGAAGAAGAUGGCGAGGAUGACAAUGGGUGCGUGCAAGAUUGUGACAGUGUCAAUGCUGGUAGCAAGCUGCAGAAAAGGCGAAAGAGGAGGAAAGUGCAGAAAUGGGAUGGCUCACGAAGCAGGAGGCUUCGUCUGUCUUCAACUACACCCAGUCCCAUAGCAAUAGGCGAUACCACUCCGCUAGUCGACCCCUCCCAAGCCACAACCGCAACCUCCACCCAUCUCUUAGCCUCAUCUGGCUCCCCAAACAGUGCAAAUGCAGCAUCCUCAGUUCUGAAGAUUAAGACAGAGAUGGCAGAACCAAUAAACUUUGACAACGACAGCAGCAUCUGGAACUACCCUCCCAACAGGGAAAUUUCCAGAAACGAGUCUCCAUACAGCAUGACCUCCAAGCCAUCUGCUCCAGGGAGCCACGAGACCUUCCCCUCACCACAGGGAGGAUCUCUCCAGGUAGCCAUUCCUGACUCUGUCCUCACCCCUCCUGGAACUGAGGGAGGAGCAGGAGGAGUGAGGAAACCCCCUUACAAUGGAAGCUCAGCCCCAUCCUCUGCCUCCAGCGCUGUAAGCUUAGCUCCUCCUUCCAGCGCCUCCUCUGCCGACCCCCUAUCCCCUCCACUUUCUGCAUCCCCACGGGACAAGCAACAAGGCACUCCCACCACCUCUUCUUCCUCAUCUUCUUCUUCAUCCUCCUCAACCUCUUCUUCUUCACUGCUGUACUCUGGGGACCUUGAAGCACUUCAGCGCCUGCAAGCUGGUAAUGUGGUGCUUCCGCUGGUCCACAGAGUCACAGGUACUCUGGCCUCCACCAGCACGACAGCUCCACGGGUCUACACCACUGGGACCAUCAGGUACGCGCCAGCGGACGUAACUCUGGCUAUGGCACAAGGCAACCUCCUCCCUAAUGCUGCCAUGAACUUUGUUGACGGCUCAGGGUUCGGCCUGGACCCUAAGACACCCAUGGAGAUGCUCUACCAUCAUGUCCACAGGCUCAACAUGUCUGCUGCGGCAGCUGCUGGCCCCUUUGUCGGAUCUCCUACUGCCACAGGUGGGAACGGUGCCCUUGGAGGUCAGAUGCCAACAACAGCCAAUGUUUUCACCACAGCAGAAGGACUGUUCUCAACGCUACCAUUCCCAGUGUACAGCAACGGGAUCCAUACCACGCAGACAACACUGGAGAGGAAGGAGGAUUAGCAGAAAGUAUCCAAGACCGCAUUACUGUGUUUUCGGAAUCAACAACUGUGUCAAAGACUGCUCACUAGUAAAUAAAAAUGAAAGACUAUUUACUUGUUUUAUCAACACGGUUUAGCACUGUGUUUCCGAGAGAAGAGAAAGGAAAGGGAAGGAUGACAGAUGUACUCUAGCACUUUGAAUCUCAGAAACUGAGCUUGCGUAAUAGACGUGACCCUCAAACUUGUCCCCCUUUUCUAUCUGUUUUCUCUCUCCUCCUCAUCCUCUUCUCCUCUCUCAGUCUCUCGCUUUGCUCCCGUUUCUUGCGAUCAGCAACUCUUUUCUCUUGAACAAACAAAAACCAGACUAUUCUUUAUUGUAAAGAACCCCUUUUUUGCCUACAGAGAAUUCAUAUUGCCUAAGGACUCAGUUGGAGCCUGAUGGGGAUAAUUUUUAUUAUUUGACUUGUUUCUGUUGCAUCUUUAUAAAGAUGUGGAUUGUGUGUAUUUAAAGGAGGACGGUACAGGGAUUUGUAACAGACAGAGAACUCUAUGUGGCGUUCCUUCUUAUGUAUCUUGAUGUGAUCAAGGCUUGAAAAGAACGUUUUUAAACCGAGAGGAGGGUGCUCUCUUGCGCCCCACAAAGGUCUCAGAGAUAAUCUUUUGAAAAAAGGUUUUUUGAGAAAGUUUCUCAAUUGAGGGAAUAGUUUAGUGAAUUAAUGCUGUU
Molecule: messenger RNA, 4890 nt
Organism: Pelmatolapia mariae (spotted tilapia)
Lineage: Eukaryota; Metazoa; Chordata; Actinopteri; Cichliformes; Cichlidae
Product: neuronal PAS domain-containing protein 3
Exons: 12
Coding region: 1123-4188 (1021 amino acids)
Biological process (GO): regulation of transcription by RNA polymerase II
Molecular function (GO): protein dimerization activity; RNA polymerase II transcription regulatory region sequence-specific DNA binding; DNA-binding transcription factor activity, RNA polymerase II-specific
Source: RefSeq, a predicted model, not a curated record